AUGGCAACGGCGGGGGUGAGGAUGGAGAGCGCGGGGGACCGGGCCGGGCCCCGCGGGGGCAGUAUUUUUGAAGAUGAAAGUGUGAAAUUGCGACAGCUGAAACUAGAGAACCAGAGAGCUCUUCUGGAGAAGAAGCAGAGGAAGAAACGUCUUGAGCCCUUGAUGGUGCAGCCAAAUCCAGAAGCAAAGCUGCGUAGAUCAAAGCCCAAAGGGUGUGAGGAGCAGACUCCCUUAGUUGAGACCCACACCCCUUUUCACAGCGAUGUUGUCCUGCAUGGCAUUGAUGGCCCAGCUGCCUUCCUGAAGCCAGAAGUCCAAGACUUAGGGACCAAACUCCAAAUCCUCUCCGUAGGAUCUUCCACAACAGAAGACGAUGCAGAUCAAGACAACGAUGAGGAGACCCUGAUAGAUACAGCUGCCAAGCCGGAUCUGCAAGAAAUCCUACAGAAACGAGGGAUCUCAGGCAGUUUGAAUUUCGAUGAGGACACUGAAGAGGAGGAAGAAGCUGGAAAGAGGUCAAGAUCACAUUCACCAUAUUCUGAAUCUAAGAGGCCUAGUUCCGCAACCAGCCAGAAAUCUGCUACAGUCUUCUCACAGGACACAGGUGCUUCCUGCACUGCAUCCCCAGAGACAGAUGCACAGCUGGGAGAAGUGGAGAACUUGGAGGAGUUUGCAUUACGCCCUGCUCCCCGUGGCAUUACAGUGAAGUGUCGAAUCACUAGAGAUAAGAAAGGAAUGGACCGAGGCCUCUUCCCCACCUACUAUAUGCACCUGGAAAGGGACGACAACAGAAAGACGUUCCUUCUUGCAGGGAGAAAACGGAAAAAGAGCAAAACAUCCAAUUAUCUCAUUUCAAUUGACCCAACAGAUUUAUCCCGGGAAGGGGAAAGUUUCAUUGGAAAACUCAGGUCCAACCUUAUGGGAACAAAAUUUACUGUCUAUGAUCAUGGAGUUAGCCCAGGCAAGGCACAAGGGCUAGUAGAAAAGGCCCAUACCCGACAGGAGCUCGCAGCCAUUUGUUACGAAACCAAUGUCCUAGGAUUCAAGGGCCCCAGGAAGAUGUCCGUGAUCAUUCCAGGGAUGAACAUGAACCACAAGCGGAUUCCAAUCAGACCACGAAAUGAACAUGAGAGUUUGCUAUCAAAAUGGCAAAAUAAAAACCUGGAAAACCUGAUUGAGCUGCACAACAAGGCUCCAGUCUGGAAUGAUGACACUCAGUCGUACGUCUUGAAUUUCCAUGGGAGAGUCACUCAGGCCUCGGUGAAGAACUUCCAGAUUGUCCAUGAGAAUGACCCUGACUACAUUGUGAUGCAGUUUGGUCGUGUAGCAGAAGACUUGUUCACUCUGGACUAUAAUUACCCCCUGUGUGCCCUCCAGGCCUUUGCCAUUGGACUCUCCAGCUUUGACAGCAAAUUGGCAUGUGAAUGA
Emys orbicularis (European pond turtle) is the source of this 1428-nucleotide messenger RNA. RefSeq names its product TUB like protein 3 (gene TULP3). Gene Ontology annotation, biological process: protein localization to cilium. Lineage: Eukaryota; Metazoa; Chordata; Testudines; Emydidae. The coding region runs from base 1 to 1428 and encodes 475 amino acids. The transcript is spliced from 11 exons. The record is from RefSeq and is a predicted model, not a curated record. Gene Ontology annotation, cellular component: cilium.